AUGUUGUCAAUGUGGACCCACAACACACAUCCCGCAACAACAACAACAACAACAACAACAGUUCCAUCGACCACUACACCUACACCCACUACUACAAUCUUAACUUCGACAGCUCCAUCUACAACAAAAACAACAACUCUGCCUUCCACCACUACUACAACUCCAACCUCUACUCCUACAUCAACCUCAACAGGAGUAUCAACUACCCAGUGCAGUGGUGAAGAAAGUUGCGUGUGGUCAGACUGGAUCAACCUUGGUGGGCCAACCUCUGGCUCUGAAGGUGGAGAUAAUGAAUCCAUUAAGAACAUCAUUGCCAGCGGUUAUCACAUUUGCUCAGCUCCAGAGGCAGUUGAAUGUAGAGCAAAACAAUACCCUGGACUGCAGAUCUCUCAGCUUGGCCAAGACGUGACUUGCAAUCCAUCCGUUGGACUGAUUUGUAAAAACAAUAAGCAAGGUCUUCAGCAAAAGUGCUUCGAUUAUGAGAUACGAGUGAAAUGUUGUCAAUGUCCUCCCACAACACACAUCCCGACAACAACAACAACAACAACAACAACAGUUCCUUCGACCACCACUCCUACACCCACUACUACAAUCUUAACUUCGACAGCUCCAUCUACAACAAAAACAACAACUCUGCCUUCCACCACUACUACAACUCCAACCUCUACUCCUACAUCAACCUCAACAGGAGUAUCAACUACCCAGUGCAGUGGUGAAGAAAGUUGCGUGUGGUCAGACUGGAUCAACCUUGGUGGGCCAACGUCUGGCUCUGAAGGUGGAGAUAAUGAAUCCAUUAAGAACAUCAUUGCCAGUGGUUAUCACAUUUGCUCAGCUCCAGAGGCAGUUGAAUGUAGAGCAAAACAAUACCCUGGACUGCAGAUCUCUCAGCUUGGCCAAGACGUGACUUGCAAUCCAUCCGUUGGACUGAUUUGUGACAACAAUAAGCAAGGUCUUCAGCAAAAGUGCUUUGAUUAUGAGAUACGAGUGAAAUGUUGUCAAUGUGGUCCCACAACACACAUCCCGACAACAACAACAACAACAACAACAACAGUUCCUUCGACCACCACUCCUACACCCACUACUACAAUCUUAACUUCGACAGCUCCAUCUACAACAAAAACAACAACUCUGCCUUCCACCACUACUACAACUCCAACCUCUACUCCUACAUCAACCUCAAAAGGAGAAUCAACUGCCCAGUGCAGUGGUGAAGAAAGUUGUGUGUGGUCAGACUGGAUCAACCUUGGUGGGCCAACCUCUGGCUCUGAAGGUGGAGAUAAUGAAUCCAUUAAGAACAUCAUUGCCAGCGUGGUUAUCACAUUUGCUCAGCUCCAGAGGCAGUUGAAUGUAGAGCAAAACAAUACCCUGGACUGCAGAUCUCUCAGCUUGGCCAAGACGUGACUUGCAAUCCAUCCGUUGGACUGAUUUGU
Molecule: messenger RNA, 1430 nt
Organism: Salmo salar (Atlantic salmon)
Lineage: Eukaryota; Metazoa; Chordata; Actinopteri; Salmoniformes; Salmonidae
Source: RefSeq, a predicted model, not a curated record